Lodderomyces theae is the source of this 1425-nucleotide messenger RNA. RefSeq lists its product as uncharacterized. The coding region runs from base 1 to 1425 and encodes 474 amino acids. The transcript has a single exon. NCBI's taxonomy places the organism in Eukaryota, Fungi, Ascomycota, Pichiomycetes, Serinales, Debaryomycetaceae. The record is from RefSeq and is a predicted model, not a curated record.
AUGAAUACAUCUACCAAGAGUAGUAGCAUUGCACCACCACCAGCUGGUGGCACUAUUUCAACUACAACUUCUUCCAAGUACAAUUAUCUACCGAAAUUUAACCUGCAGCAACAAUCUAAUAAUCAGCAAUACAACAAUACAAACAACACAACACAACCAAAUCAACCACCACCACCGCCACCACCACCACAGCAACAGCACACUCAUCAUCAAAGUAGAGUCUUUUCAAACGAUGUAAUUGACUCAUUAGCAAAUAGCCUUUCUUUCAAUAGAACUGUCAGCUCGUCUUCUUCGAUAUUGAGUACGCCAAGCAACAAUAUUCGAAAGUAUCAACGACAGCAGCAGCAGCAGCAACAACAACAACCACAAGACAGUAGUCACAACCAAACUCAGUUACACCCAAAGCGAGAUAUCCACCCUCGAAAUGACAGCAAGCAGAAAGGAAUUGAAAAGAAUGGUCGAAUAUCAAGAAAUGGGCAGUUGAUCAAAAACAAGCUUUUGAAUAUACAUCAGUCUCACAAACAGCUACAUCCAAGCUCUAAUACAACUGUGCAACAAAAGCAAGAAGAACAACAGCGUCAGCUGUUACGACCAAAGCAAUCUCGCUCUCAUGCACAACAAGAACCUCCACAAAAAGUUACUCAUGAUGCUGCUUAUUAUGCGAGAAAAGUAAUAUUUGGUAACGACACCUCAGAUAGUGAAGAAGAAGAACAAGAAGAAGAAGAGGAGGACGAUACAGGAGGAGAAGAAGAGAAAUGUCUUCCAAUACGUUCAAUUCCUGGGUAUACUAGAGGAGAAUUACAAUUGUUAUUGAAACAGCCGACGCAUGCACAAUUGAGUGAAGAUGAAGAAAAGAGAUUAUUACUCGACCACAAGAGGAAGCUAAUGUCGAAACAAGAACGAUAUUUCAUGAAGUCACAUGCACUAGCUAUUCGUCGUCAGGUGCAAGUAUCACAAAAGAAGGAUGUGUUGGAAAAGAUUUUUGGUGAUAGCAAUAUGCUCAUUGGUGAGUACAUGACGAACAAUUCGGAGUAUUCUGCUUUGGAUCAUUCUUUUAAUAUCCACAAAGUGUUGAAUGAAGACAAUGAGGAGAUUACCAAUUUGUUGGAGGAAGAUACUUGGUUUCAAGCAUCAAUGGAGGAGUUUAGAACCUUGAUACUGAGAAAGAAACAGCUGUAUGUGUUGUGCGAUGGAGACAAUGGCGAGCAACCCCCAAGUUACAAGAUAACAGUGCCUGACUUGAUUAGCAAGUUUGAGUUUCAUGAGGCUAGUGCGGAUGCGGUGCGUGCGGACGAUGAUGAUGAUGAUGAUGAUGAUGUUGACAUGGCGCUGGAUCGAAAUGAGGAAUUGUAUCAGUUAGGGUUGUCUCAUUUGAAAGCAAUUUGCAAGAAAGAAAGAGAAGAAAGUGGUGAACUACAGUAUUAG